Molecule: messenger RNA, 2133 nt
Organism: Seminavis robusta
Lineage: Eukaryota; Bacillariophyta; Bacillariophyceae; Naviculales; Naviculaceae
Source: the annotation of a GenBank genome assembly
AUGUCAGCGUCGUUGUCAUUGUUGGAACGUCUGGACGAGCUGUUGACGGUGGUGGAUGAGGAGGAAGACUAUGCUCGGGCCAUUCCAUUGUUCCAGGAAAUCUACUUCAAGUGUCUUCUUCAUGAAUCCAAAUUCCAGCAACUGCUCAAACAGCAUAUUAAUACUAUUAAUACUAAUACUAGUACUGGCAGCAAGAAUGACAGGCUCACCGUCCUUCAAGCCUACGCCUACUACCGACUCGAACACUACGAGAAAGCACUACAAUUGGCACAAGAAUGUCCUCAAUCUUCCACGGCUGCUCAACAUAUCAAAGCACAAGCAUUUCAUCAUCUCCAUCAAAACACAAGAGCCAUGCAAGCCUAUCAGACAUUGCUUCAGACUUCCACUAAGUCUUGCACUGAUCAAGAUAAUCAAGACAAUGAUGAUAAUCAGAUGGAACUGUACACAAACGCCAUGGCCGUCAUCACUGCCAAUGCUACUCCUUACCUAACAGAUGACAAACACCAACAGGUUACUGAACAGGCCACUCAGACACUCCUCAAUCAACAACAGGACACCAAUAUGGAAUACCCUUACGAUCUAGCCUACAAUUUGGCCACACAUGCUCUGCUCACAGCAAACACACACGCCAAAAGACACAAAGCCAUUACUCUCAUGAAACAAGCACACAAAACGUGCACCGAUGACCCUCGAGAAAUCAAACCCAUACUCAUCAACCUUACCUGGGGAAACAUACUCUGGGGAGAACCUACCAGCACUGCUGCAAACAGUAACAGUAACAGUAACGUCAACACCAAAACAAACAAAAAUAAAAACAAAACAAACACUCCCUCGGAAAAAAUCAUGACAUUGAUCCAGGACGUAAUUCAACCAAAUCUCAUUCAGUUGCCGGCUUUGAACAAAAAGACACUUCAAAAACUCAUUCAAGCACUACAGUCUCUGUUACCCGAUGAUACUUCAACAACAAAACCAAAACUAUCACCACUGCAACUAAAGAUUUGUUACUACAACCUUGCACUCACACAACUACAAGCAAAGCAGUACCAACAGUGCAGAGACACGCUGCAAUCAUUUGCACAAACGACACUGCACACGGACAUCGCUGUCAACAAGAAAAAAAAGAAAAAGAAUAACAACAACAACGCUGAGUCGAAUGAUAGCAACACCAACGACACCAUCUGGUGGCAGCAGGAAAACACCAAGGAUGAUGACAGCACCCUCGUGUACUUGCAACUCCACUUGAUGCAACUGAACAGUAAUAAUAAUAAGUCUCAAGCCGCAACAGCGCAACAACAAUGGUUGCUGCAACAGGUGCAAUCGCAAGACGCCGUCACUCAUCCUGCCAUGAUUGCAACGCUGGCCAAGACGUAUCAAGAUCAAAACCAAACGGAACGGGCCAAGGAUCUACUCAUGAAACUCAAUGAUGAUGCCGACAGCAAUGCCAACGGAAAUCAAAUCAUGGCGGAAAUGGCAAUGGCACAAGGAAACUACGAGGAAGCCGUACAGUUCUAUCAGCUAAUACUGACGGCGGAACCAAACAAUCUCGCUAUACGGGCACGAAUGGUAGAAGCACUGGCGCACGUUGACCCAGCACGAGCCUUGCAAGAAUGGAAGACCAUGGAGCAAACCGAAAUGGACCAAGAAGAAGACGAUGAUGACGAAGAAGAAGAAGACUUGGAUGGACAAGAACUGGAACAAAGAGCAUUGCCACGCAUCAAACAUGAUGCUGCUGCUGCUGGUCUCACUUCAUCGGCGACGGCUGGCACGGAUGCAGCCGCCGCAAACAAAAAUCAAACAAAGUCACAGGCGGCCGUGGUGCGUCGUCGUGCCAAGAAACGACAAGAAUACCUAGACAAGUUGACUCAAAAGGGACUCUACAAUCCCCUCAAACCCACCCGCCCUGAUCCCGAACGGUGGAUUCCCAAACAUGAACGACAAAGAAGUAGAAGACGCAACAAGCAGCAACACAAAGGGGCACAAGGCGGAAUAUCCAGCAAGGAUGCCGCCAAACUCGAUGUCGCUGCAAGAGCCAACAAUAGCAAUUUCAACAAUAGUGCGGCAGCUUCCGGUCCUUCCACGGCACACUUGACCGUCGCUGGCAACGCUCGAAAAGGAGGUGGACGAAGGCGCUAG